AUGUCUACCGUUGCCGCUGCCCGCUAUGGCAAGGACAAUGUCCGAGUCUACAAAGUCCACCGUGAUGAGAAGACAGGGGUCCAGACCGUUGUUGAGAUGACCGUCUGCGUGCUUCUGGAGGGUGAAAUUGACACCUCGUACACCAAAGCCGACAACAGCGUCGUCGUCGCGACAGACUCUAUCAAAAACACUAUCUAUAUUCUGGCCAAGCAGAACCCCAUCACACCCCCCGAGCUCUUUGGCUCCAUCCUGGGCACCCAUUUCAUCAACAAGUACAAGCACAUCCAUGUCGCGCACACCAACAUCAUCACGCACCGCUGGACCCGCCUCAACGUCGAUGGCAAGCCGCACCCCCACUCGUUCGUCCGUGACAGCGAGGAGACGCGCAAUGUACAGGUUGACGUGACCGAGGGCGCCGGUAUCGACAUCAAGUCUUCCAUCAACAAGCUCACUGUGCUCAAGAGCACGGGCUCACAGUUCUGGGGCUUCGUCCGAGACGAGUACACCACUCUUCCCGAGGUCUGGGACCGUAUUCUCAGCACCGAUGUUGAGGCGACGUGGGCGUGGAAGAGGUUCUCCGGCCUGGACGAGGUCCGGGCGAAUAUCCCCAAGUUCGAUGAUACUUGGGAGGCGGCGCGGAAUAUCACCCUCAAGACCUUUGCCGAGGAGGAGAGUGCCAGUGUCCAGGCUACCAUGUAUAAGAUGGGUGAGCAGAUUCUGGCGCACCAGCCGCUGGUCGAGACGGUGGAGUACUCGUUGCCCAAUAAGCAUUACUUUGAAGUUGAUCUGAGCUGGCACAAGGGCCUCAAGAACACUGGCAAGGACGCCGAGGUGUUCGCUCCUCAGACAAACCCUAAUGGACUGAUCAAGUGCACUGUCGGCCGUCAGUCCAAGGCUAAGCUAUAG
Messenger RNA from Aspergillus mulundensis, 906 nucleotides. Its product is annotated as urate oxidase. Gene Ontology annotation, cellular component: peroxisome. The record is from RefSeq and is a predicted model, not a curated record. Gene Ontology annotation, molecular function: urate oxidase activity. The transcript is spliced from 3 exons. Bases 1 to 906 code for a protein of 301 amino acids. NCBI's taxonomy places the organism in Eukaryota, Fungi, Ascomycota, Eurotiomycetes, Eurotiales, Aspergillaceae. Gene Ontology annotation, biological process: urate catabolic process; purine nucleobase catabolic process.